AUGACGAAACGACCACCGAUAACUUCCUACUUUGGAACUUCAAGUGAGAAUAAUGCAAAGAAACAGAAGAUACGGACGAAGGAAGAUAGUGAAGGUGAUACUGAUUUAUUAAUAGAAAAAUCAGAUCAAGAUAAUAAGUUAAGAAUUUUGAAAGAUAAUAAACCUGUUGAGAUUACACUAGAGGAACUUAAAUUUUGCAAGAACUUAAACUUUGAUAAAGAAAAUUGGAUUAAUACCUUAACUGUAGAACAAAAACUUUUAUUAAAUUUGGAAAUAAAUACAUUAAAUAUAACAUGGUUAGCACUAAUACAUAAAGAAUUAACAAAACCAUAUUUUCAAAAAUUAAAACAAUUUUUAAAUGUUGAAUCAUCCAAAAAGACCAUAUUUCCCAAACAAGAAGAUAUUUAUUCUUGGUCAAACUUAACACCUGUAAAUAAAGUAAAAUGUCUAAUAUUAGGUCAAGAUCCAUAUCAUAAUCAUAAUCAAGCUCAUGGAUUAGCAUUUUCAGUAUUAGAACCAAAUAGACCACCACCUUCAUUAAUUAAUAUAUAUAAAACCUUAAAGAUAGAUUAUCCAGAUUAUAAAGUCCCUAAUUUUAAAGCGCUACUGGAACAAGGUAAACCAGGUGGUGGGAAUUUAACAAAUUGGUCCAAACAAGGUGUACUAUUAUUAAAUACUAUACUAACUGUUGAAUCUCAUAAAGCAAAUAGUCAUAAAAAAAAAGGUUGGGAAAUAUUUACUGAAAAAUGUAUUGAAUUAUUAAUUAAAUAUUAUAUUGAACAAAAUCAAGGAUUUGUUAUAAUGGCUUGGGGAUCACCAGCUCAAAAAAGUAUAGAACCAUUUAAAAAAUUAUUAGAUCAAAAUCAAAAUAAAUUUUUAAUUUUACGUACUGUUCAUCCAUCCCCAUUAAGUGCUAGACGAGGAUUUUUCGAACUGAAUGUAUUUAAAAAAUGUAAUCAAUGGCUAGUUGAAAAUGGUAAAACAGAAAUAGAUUGGAAUGUUUUAUGA
This is a messenger RNA of Lodderomyces jiufengensis, 1008 nucleotides long. RefSeq names its product uracil-DNA glycosylase. Bases 1 to 1008 code for a protein of 335 amino acids. The record is from RefSeq and is a predicted model, not a curated record. The transcript has a single exon. Gene Ontology annotation, molecular function: uracil DNA N-glycosylase activity. Gene Ontology annotation, biological process: base-excision repair; base-excision repair, AP site formation via deaminated base removal. Lineage: Eukaryota; Fungi; Ascomycota; Pichiomycetes; Serinales; Debaryomycetaceae. Gene Ontology annotation, cellular component: nucleus; mitochondrion.